Paramecium octaurelia is the source of this 240-nucleotide messenger RNA. Lineage: Eukaryota; Ciliophora; Oligohymenophorea; Peniculida; Parameciidae. The record is from the annotation of a GenBank genome assembly.
AUGUUUUAUGUUUAGGAAUUACUAAUUAUAUUCUUCAAAAGAAUAAAUUUGUGUAUUUAAUUAUCAAUUUUAUCUAUGAUUAAUAAAUCUUGGAUUCUUCAUUUUAAUGUGUGUAUACUCAAGGGACUGCAUAAUAAUCAUAUGAAAGAGAUUAUGAGUAUUAAUUUAAUAAACUUGAAUAAUCUGUUUAUUAAGAAUAAUAGUAAUAAAGUAAUUUCAAAAGUCUAUAUAGAAAUGUGA